AUGAAUUCAUCGGUAAUAGCAGAACUUGAAGGCACAUUAGUGAAAGAUCCGGACCCGUUUCCAUACUUCAUGCUAAUCGCAUUUGAAGCCUCGGGUCCGAUCCGUUUUUCUUUGCUUCUGCUAUUCUGGCCCGUUAUCCGUUUGCUGGAUCUUCUGGGCAUGAAGGAAGCCAGUUUAAGGCUCACCAUUUUCAUUGCAAUAGCGGGUCUCCCAAAAUCUGAGAUUGAGUAUGUUGGUCGGGCCGUUUUGCCCAAGUUUUAUAUGGAUAAUUUGAAUAAUGAUGCUUGGAAAAUUUUUAGUAGAUAUGAAAAAAAAGUAGUGGUUACUAGAACUCCAAGGGUAAUGGUGGAGAGGUUUUUGAAGAUGCAUUUGGGUGCAAAUGAGGUUAUUGGAUCCGAACUUAUUUUUAAUCGAUUUGGGUUUGCUACUGGUUGGGUUCGAGAUAUCAGAUCCAUUUCGGAUCGGGUUGAUAGGUUGUUUGGGAAUGAGGAGAUGUCCUUAGCUUUAGGACGUUGGAUUGGUUUUGAUUCUCCAACUUUCGUAUCACUUUGCAAGAAUAGGUGCCAUGAACGAUUGACUAUGCAACAAGAAGACGGCCACAUUCCCAAACAACCACAUCCUGUUAUUUUCCAUGAUGGUCGUCUCGUUAAACACCCAAAACCCAUCACAGCCCUCCUCAUUCUCCUAUGGUUUCCAAUCGCCAUAAUCCUAGCAAUAAUCCGCGUCCCAAUAGGCUUAGCCAUCCCAUUACGACACCAAAGAAAUUAUAUGAGCCCAAUACUAGGUUAUCGCGUACUUACCAAAAAUCCCCCAAAUUCGUCCUCUGUUUCAGCCGUAUCAUCCAAAAAAGGAGUUCUCUAUGUCUGUAAUCACCGAACAGUUAUGGAUCCUCUAUUUCUCUCUCGAGUUCUCGGACAAAAUAUUCCUGCCGUCGUUUACUCAAUGUCACCGAUUUGGCGAAAAAUUGCCCCGAUUCGAACAGUUCAUUUGACUCGAUCUCGAUCUAAAGAUGCAGAGAUGAUCGCUAAAGAAUUGGAAAAUGGAGAUUUAGUGAUUUGUCCUGAGGGAACCACAUGUCGUGAACCGUUCCUUUUGAGAUUUAGCAGCUUAUUCGCUGAAUUAACCGACGAUAUUGUGCCUGUAGCGAUUAAUUAUAAGCCUCAACUGUUUCAUGCUACGACUGCGCGAGGGAGGAAGGUUUUGGAUGCAAUAUUCUUUCUUAUGAAUCCUUUGAAUGUUUAUGAAAUUAGUUUCUUGAAAAAAAUUUCCAUGGAAGACUCUUCCAUUGCUGGUAAAUCUUCGUAUGAAAUCGCUAACCAUGUUCAACGACUGUUAGCUGAUGCUUUAGGGUUUCAGUGUACGGAUUUUACAAGGAAAUAUAAAUAUAGACUUUUAGCGGGUAAUGAUGGAAUUGUUGCAUCUUAAUAUGUUAUUUUUCAAUUGAAACAACUUAAUGUUUUAUUUUGUGUAUCUUCUGUCAAAAAUCAAUCAAUUAUAAGAGUAAAGUAAUACUUACUUUCUUCCAAGCUACAAGAAAGUAAUUGUUUUCUUAUAGUCAAAUAAUGUAAUUCAAUAUGUUAGUUG
Amaranthus tricolor (Joseph's coat) is the source of this 1584-nucleotide messenger RNA. Its product is annotated as glycerol-3-phosphate acyltransferase 7-like. Lineage: Eukaryota; Viridiplantae; Streptophyta; Magnoliopsida; Caryophyllales; Amaranthaceae. Bases 1 to 1425 code for a protein of 474 amino acids. Gene Ontology annotation, cellular component: membrane. Gene Ontology annotation, molecular function: phosphatase activity; glycerol-3-phosphate 2-O-acyltransferase activity. The record is from RefSeq and is a predicted model, not a curated record. Gene Ontology annotation, biological process: cutin biosynthetic process. The transcript is spliced from 2 exons.